UCCAAGCUUGAAACCGUUAUAACUUAUAACCUUUAAAGUUGGGUGUUAUUUUGUUAAGGAGACACUUAGAUAAAUGGGAGGAUUCAUGGUUUCCGCCACCAUCACCACCUAAGAGUUGCGAGAUUCAAGCUCCGUUUACAAAACACAGAGUUCCAAAAAUAAAUAAACCCUAGUUUUCCACCACAAACCUUUGGAGAUUACUUUCCUUGACGUGCACGCCUCUUCUCUUUUUUAUUCAUCUCUUUUGAUCUCAAGGUAGCUUCAAAAGGCGUUAUUUGAUUUGUGGAUGAUGGCAACGACGUCUAGUACAGCGAAAAACAAACCAGACAACCAAAACCUCACCAGAUCAAGAUCUCUUGGUCCAAAGCCAAAGCAGUUACCAUCAUCGGAACCUAAAACGACCACAGAUGGAUCUGGUCGGAAACAAGUUGAGAAGCCCUUGCCCAAUUAUCUGAAACCAACAGCCAGCUCAAGACCUGACCCUGUCAAGUUCUUGAGGAAGAACAAAGCUGUCCAAGACAAUCCGAAGCUUCUUCGUCGACGAUCCUUUGAUCGUCCUCUUUCGUCUUCAUCAACUCAUAAGCCUCUUAAUACCUCUCCUCAAGCACGCCCACGAGAUAAACCUGCGGUUCCAAGAGAGAACCCUGUCACUGGUCUGCGUUCUACAUCUUUCCAUGGAAGCAGCAGAGGCGGCCUCAGAGGAAGCACUACGGUGAAAUCUCCUCCUGUGGCUUCAAGAGGACCUCCGGGUGUAAAGAAGAGCGGUCUGAGCGGUAACAGUUCUUCCAAGAGUAAGAAGGAACGUUCUGAGAAUGUUCUAAAGAAAUCUUCGGGGAAAGAGAUUACCCCGGAAUGUUCUCCUCCUGCGCCUGCUCAUGAGGAUGUAGAAGAGAUUGUCAAGGUUGAGAUUGAUGUACAAGUUUCUGACCACAUAGAAGAAGAUAAAGAUCAGGUUGCACAACCCAAUGAAUCCACAGAAGAAGAAAAGGGAGAGCUGGUCAAUGAGGAACAGAUAGAGGAGCAGAAAGAACCAGAGAACACUGAAGAAAACAGCAGUGAAGACAAGGAAGUUGUUGAAAAGAGAGUUGAUGUUGAGGAGAAUAACGAGACAGUUGUUACUCCUGAUAUGAAAGAAGCUGAGAUAGAGGCAGAAGCCAAAGAAGAGGAGAGCGAAGGCAGCAAAGUGAAAGAAGGAACAACAGAGACAAAGAAGGAAGUGGUGAAAGGGAAGAAAGGGUCUCCAACAGCAUACAACGAUGUAAUAGCAAGUAAGAUGCAAGAGAGCUCGAGGAAGAACAAGGUCUUGGCUCUCGCUGGAGCCUUUCAAACCGUUAUCGACUAUGAAACUGCUGCUUCUAAGUGAUAUACUUUCAUUUAUAUCACAGACACAGACUUCAACCGUGUCUUGUUAGCUUUCAUAUGUCGGUGCUUUCAUUGUUGUUCUUGUUGCUUUUAUUUCUUGUUUUUGGAUUAGUAUCAAAUGUUGAACAAAUGAAUCAUAUCAAUGCUUCAUAGCAAAAUGUUGGAC
Molecule: messenger RNA, 1528 nt
Organism: Brassica oleracea var. oleracea
Lineage: Eukaryota; Viridiplantae; Streptophyta; Magnoliopsida; Brassicales; Brassicaceae
Exons: 2
Coding region: 287-1363 (358 amino acids)
Source: RefSeq, a predicted model, not a curated record